GACUUCUGCUGGCGUGCUGGGUAGCGAGACAGCCCGGACCAUCACCGUCUGAUUUCUGAAGCGCUUCGCAUAGCCAUGGCAAAGCGUGUUUGGCUUCCGAGCCUGCUGCUGGCCCUUUCUUUGCGUUCUCUUUGGCCUUCAGGCUUCAGUUUCGUUGUCGCACCGCAGCACAGCCGCAGCCUGCGUGGCCGCAGCUGUGUCACGAGGGAAGCGGAAGAAGGCAGCUCGGUGAAGCUCAUGCUGAGCGCGGAGGAGCGUCAGGGACUGCUGGACUUGGGCUACUCCCCGGACGAGGCGGCCGAGAUGAGAAUGGAGCUGGCGCUGGUGGUGUUGGAGCGUCAAACGAGACGGCCUUGGGGGGAGCAGCCCAUGCCCCAGGAGUGGCGAGACGAGGCAAUCCGCCAGGCGCGCUUGGCGGACCUGGAAGCGCCGCAGGCAGCAAGCAGCUCAUCAAGCACUGGCGGACCAGACUUUAGCUUAGUGGUCGGUGGCACUGUGGUGGCUUUGCUGGUGCUGGUUGCAAUCCUUGUGGUGGUUGCCGGCCCGGCUCCACCAGAAGGACCUACGCCAAGUGGAUAUUUGCCACCUGCACAAGGGGGUGGAUAUAUUGGAAGUUUGCCUGAGUAUUCCCUGAAAUCCUAGAACCGAAGCGCUGGUGUGCAGUCUUACGUCCUGCAUUUCGCUGGGUUGGGUGAAUCCAUAUAGUUGGAAGAAGGUAAAUGUGCUGGCGUUUACUAGUUGUUCCGGUGAAGUGCUUCGGAAUGACUUGAAAUUGAAUGAUG
This is a messenger RNA of Cladocopium goreaui, 782 nucleotides long. The record is from the annotation of a GenBank genome assembly. NCBI's taxonomy places the organism in Eukaryota, Dinophyceae, Suessiales, Symbiodiniaceae.